AUCCCCAGCCCUGGCAGCAAAAGCAAAAAAAAGAAAAAAGACCACCUACCAACGACGAUCGCCUCCCUCGUCGGCGGCGCAAGCUGACGUCGAUGGCAGUCCCCCCCAAACUUCCCCCCAACCCACAAUAUGCCCAGAUCCUUGCAUGACUGAACCGAGCGGGGCAUUUUCCCAUCUUGCAAUCGAGGAAUUGAGGUAAUCGAAAGUAAUCAAGGUAAACCGAAACAAAACGAUCUCUGGUCCCAAAUAACCGGCUGGGAUUGGUGGUGAAAGGGGUUGGUGGGAGUGGUGGAAGCCUGUAUGUAACAUGCACAACGCAAAGGAAAGAAAAAAGCCCUAUAUAGAUCUGCGACCCCGUAUCACCAGACCGGUAACAUCACCAGAUAUAUUCGUCCUUGUGCCCCCCAUCAAUCCUCCUUGAGAUUCUUCUUCUCUUUUUCUUUUUUCUUUCAUCAUGUCCGAGCAGACCAACAAUCCUUCCUCCAACCCUUCCACCCCUCAACAAGAGAACACUCCAGGCUCCCCCCAGCCCCAGGAGGAAGACCAGUCCGAGCAGCAGCAGCAGCAACAACCUGACCAGUCCAAGGAAGAAGACAACAACGACAACAACGAAUCGGAGCAAAAGCCCGACGAGGAAAAGGAAGACGAUAAGGAUAAGGAUCAAGAUCAAUCCCAAGAACAAGAUCAACCCCAAGACCAAGACCAAUCCAAGGACCAAGAUAAACCCGAGGAGAAGUCUCAAGAACCCGAGAUAAAGCAAGAAGAAGACGAAGAAGAAGGAGAAGGAGAAGCAGCCGAACCCCAGCCCAAGAAAGAAGAGCCCGAAUCCGACGCUCCUCAACCCAAGCAAGAACCCCAAUCCGAAGAAGCCGACAGCAAACCCAAGAAGGACCCACAGCAGCGCAAACGCCGUUCGCGUCCUCCCCAGAAACUUCACAGACAACAAGAAGAAUCCGACACGGAAUCAAUUCCCCGCAACAACAUGGACAACGGAGCCGUUGAGAAGCCCCGCCGCCAGCGCCGCCAGCGCACGCAGCAGCAGCAGCAAGGCGGCCAGGACGGCGGUCUGGGCGGCCUCCCCGGGGUCGGGCAGGCGGGCGAUCUCGUCCAGAACACGGCGGGUCAAGCCCUGGGCGGAGUCACCGGCGGAGCGGGCAAGACCGUCGGCGGCCUCCUCGGCGGCGGCGGCAAGCAGGAGGAAGGCGAUGGCAAGGACGAACAAUUGCGACUGCGUCUGGAUCUCAACCUGGACAUCGAGGUCCAAUUGAAGGCCAAGAUUCACGGUGAUUUGACUCUGGGCUUGUUUAGCUAACCACGUCCGAAAACUCACCGUAGGAACUAAACCACGACAGCACCCCUUUUUCGAUUCGAAAUCCGCCCUCCCCUUCCCGUUUUUCCCACACUUUCCUGACUCUGAAGCUUCACUUUCUAUUUUCAUUUCUUUUC
This is a messenger RNA of Aspergillus brunneoviolaceus CBS 621.78, 1446 nucleotides long. RefSeq lists its product as uncharacterized. The coding region runs from base 455 to 1312 and encodes 285 amino acids. Lineage: Eukaryota; Fungi; Ascomycota; Eurotiomycetes; Eurotiales; Aspergillaceae. The record is from RefSeq and is a predicted model, not a curated record. The transcript has 2 exons.